Pseudogymnoascus destructans is the source of this 582-nucleotide messenger RNA. RefSeq lists its product as uncharacterized. The transcript has a single exon. The coding region runs from base 1 to 582 and encodes 193 amino acids. Lineage: Eukaryota; Fungi; Ascomycota; Leotiomycetes; Thelebolales; Thelebolaceae. The record is from RefSeq and is a predicted model, not a curated record.
AUGUUCCCAUGUUCCCAGCUUCCCAUCUUCCCAGCUUUCCCAUGUCCCCUUCCAAGCUUUAUGAUGGUUGCUUUCCGAAAUAAUUCACGCUUGACGCUUGCUGACGACCCAAUUCCCCAUUUCCCAUUCCCCAUUCCCCCAUCCCGGCCAUUUCUUCCUCAAGGGACAAAAACAAGUGCAGAAAAAUCAGAAAGUCGGAAAACCCAACACAAGAAGAGGACACAAGAAGAGCAGGAACUCCCUCCGUCUUUAUCUUCCGAAAUCCCCAAACUUCUUCGUCCCCCUCCCCCCUCCCUCCUUCCUUCCCCCCUCUUUCCAAUCCAGAAUCAUACACACAAAACGAGCUUUGUGUACCAAAGCCAAUCUACUACCGCCAAAAAACACUACAAUCCCAAGCUUCUUCCCCCGCCGAGCGAGCUCUUCCCCAUUCAGUCUUCCUCGACCAAGAUCCUCAACCACCCUCGGUCCUACCAACUACACGCCACUACUCACUACUCACUACUCACUUCUCACUACUCACUUCUCACUUCGCACUACUCACUACUCACUACUACAACACUACAACUACACUACACUACUUAA